This is a messenger RNA of Aspergillus wentii DTO 134E9, 1898 nucleotides long. RefSeq names its product tubulin beta chain. NCBI's taxonomy places the organism in Eukaryota, Fungi, Ascomycota, Eurotiomycetes, Eurotiales, Aspergillaceae. The record is from RefSeq and is a predicted model, not a curated record. The transcript has 7 exons. Gene Ontology annotation, biological process: microtubule cytoskeleton organization; mitotic cell cycle. Gene Ontology annotation, cellular component: microtubule; cytoplasm. Gene Ontology annotation, molecular function: GTPase activity; GTP binding; structural constituent of cytoskeleton. Bases 77 to 1408 code for a protein of 443 amino acids.
CUCAACCCCACUCACCCCGCCUUAAGUUCUGUAGUUUUGUUCGACAGUCAUUAUUAUCAGAUUCAAUAUCUUCAAGAUGCGUGAGAUUGUCCAUAUACAAACCGGCCAGUGUGGCAACCAAAUCGGGUCUGCUUUCUGGCAGACAAUUAUAGGCGAACAUGGCAUCGACAAUGAUGGCGUGGCGACUGAAGCAUCGGAUCAACAACUCGAGCGGCUGAAUGUCUACUUUAACGAGGGAAGCACUAAUACAUACGUCCCCCGGGCUGUCCUGGUCGACCUGGAACCAGGCACGAUGGAUGCCGUCCAGUCAGGCCCAAUGGGCCGUCUAUUCCGCCCCGAUAACUUCAUCUUUGGACAAGCCGGUGCAAGCAACAACUGGGCCAAAGGCCAUUACACGGAAGGUGCUGAAUUAGUAGAAGAGGUUGUUGACGUUGUUCGUCGUGAGGCCGAGUUCUGCGACUGUCUGCAGGGCUUUCAAAUCACGCAUUCUCUCGGUGGAGGGACCGGAUCGGGGAUGGGCACGCUGUUGACAGCAAAGAUCCGAGAGGAAUUCCCAGACCGGAUGAUGGCGACAUUUUCCGUUUUUCCAUCGCCAAAGGUCUCGGAUACGGUUGUUGAGCCGUAUAAUGCGACCUUGUCUGUUCACCAGAUGGUGGAGAAUAGCGACGAGACGUUCUGCAUUGACAAUGACGCUCUAUCCAGCAUUUGCAUGAACACACUCAAGAUUCCAGCCCCAUCCUAUGGCGAUUUGAACCAUCUUGUGUCGACGGUCAUGUCGGGCAUCACCACCUGCUUUCGAUUCCCAGGCCAGCUCAACUCGGAUCUGCGCAAACUGGCCGUAAAUAUGAUUCCGUUUCCUCGUCUGCAUUUCUUCAUGGUCGGCUUUGCGCCUUUGACCAGCCGUGAUUCCAGAUCGUUCCGUGCGAUCAAUGUCCGCGAGCUUACGCAACAGCUCUACAGCCCAAACAACAUGAUGACAGCAGCUGAUCCCCGAAGUGGUCGUUUUCUAACGUGCUCCACCAUCUUUCGAGGCAAAGCAUCAAUCAGCGAAAUCGAAGAACAAAUGCGCAAAAUCCAAGACCGCCACUCUGCAUCAUUCGUGGAAUGGAUCCCGAACAACGUCCAAACGGCCGUCUGCUCUGUCCCACCCCGAGGACUCAAGCUAUCGUCAACGAUUGUAGGAAACUCGACUGCGAUUCAGGAAGUAUUCAAGCGAAUCAGUGAUCAAUUCGCAGCCAUGUAUCGACGAAAGGCAUUCCUGCAUUGGUAUACAGCCGAGGGAAUGGAUGAGAUGGAGUUUACAGAAGCCGAGUCAAACAUGAAUGAUUUAAUUGCUGAGUAUCAGCAGUAUCAAGAGGCGACGGCUUUUGAUGAGGAGGUAUAUGAAGAUGGGGUAUAUGAGGAAUAAGUAAAUACUGCAAUACUGCAAUAAUGAGUCAUGAAUUAUGAAUACCAAUAUUCCAUCAACAAAAACCGAUCAACAUGUCAUUCACUACGCAUUCAAACAGACACACUACUAUACUCUCUGUUCCUCAGGCGAGGUAUCCUCUCCAGACGCAUCGGGAUACGGUCCGAAUAUUGGGAAAUGAAUAACUUGGCGUUUGUGGAAAACUCCUGUGGGAUAGUCUUAGGGUAUCUGGUUCGAAGAAUGAAUACGAGAGUGAGAGUAAAUGGACAAAAAAAGUGUGGGAUUCGGAUGGGAGAAUCCGGUGUGGAAGAGCCCAAUGAUGCAAUUUACGAGAUUGGAGAUGGACUCUUGAUGAUUUAUAGUUUAUUUAGGAUCAAUUAGAUGAAGGUUAUGGUUAUUUCUGGGUCUUGGUUUACUCGAUUUGGUGCCAAUCUGCGUAUACGAGGGUCCGCUUUUACGAUGGCGUCGAUAUAAAUAUGGUCUAUACGAG